Messenger RNA from Adineta steineri, 1101 nucleotides. Lineage: Eukaryota; Metazoa; Rotifera; Eurotatoria; Adinetida; Adinetidae. The record is from the annotation of a GenBank genome assembly.
AUGGCGUUAUCGGUGGUCACAAUAAUCGUCCUGGAACUGACAACGUCAUCAACAACAGCAACGAUAACAACAACAACAAUAACGACGACAACCAUCACAACAACGACAACUACAACAACAACGACAACGACCACAACUACAACAACAGUGAAUCCAUGUAUAUCUGGCGAUUUACAUUGGAAUACGACUGGUAUUACUGUGCUUAGUGCAGCAACAGCACCAACAGGAACAUUACGAAUAGCAACAUCUGGUGUAUUUAUUGACUCGAAUGAUACUUUAUAUGCUGUAGAUGAGAACAGUAAUUAUGUUGUAUGGCAACUAUUGAAAGAUGAUGUAAAUGCAACAGUGGUAGCUGGAACUUUAGGAUCGAAUAGUACUCAACUUAGUUAUCCUAAUGAUGUUUAUGUUGAUAAAUCUGGAAAUAUAUAUGUAACUGAUGCCUACAAUCAUCGAAUACAGAAAUUUAAUAGUGGAUCAAACAUUGGAACAAUUGUUGCUGGCGUAACUAGAUCACCUGGAUCUGCAUUAAAUCAAUUAUAUAUUCCACGAUAUUUUACUUUCGAUUCAACGGAAACAUAUAUGUAUAUUGCUGACUACAAUUGCCAUCAAAUUAUGGGUUAUCCAACGAAUUCAACUGAGGAUACUAAUGGCGUUCUGAUGGCAGGUGGAACGGGACAAUAUAAUCAAAACACAUCGUUGUACGGACCAUGGGGUAUUCAUUAUUUACCAUCUAUAAGUACUGACAUAUUUAUAACAAAUAAUGGUGCACAUUCAGUCAUACGUUGGACUCCUGGUACUUCAGCAGACAGUUUCGUUGCUGGUGUACCAGGUACAUCAGGUUCUGAUUCAACUCACUUAAAUUCACCGGUGGGAAUAAAAAUUGAUAGUUUUAUGAAUAUGUAUGUGGUUGAUAGUGGCAACAACAGGAUUCAGUUGUUUUGUGCCAAUAGUAAUGUUGGUGUUACAAUUGUUGGUGAUGUUUCUGGGGGUAGUAGUGCAACACAAUUAAAUGGUCCACGAGGUAUUGCAUUUGAUUCAGCAAUGAAUAUGUAUGUUGGUGAUACAAACAAUAAACGUGUGCAAAAAUUUAUGAAACUCUAA